This is a messenger RNA of Entelurus aequoreus (snake pipefish), 3554 nucleotides long. RefSeq names its product engulfment and cell motility protein 2. Gene Ontology annotation, biological process: actin filament organization; cell motility. The transcript is spliced from 24 exons. The record is from RefSeq and is a predicted model, not a curated record. Lineage: Eukaryota; Metazoa; Chordata; Actinopteri; Syngnathiformes; Syngnathidae. Bases 415 to 2586 code for a protein of 723 amino acids.
AUGAACAAGUGUGUUCUAGUGGGACAGGACAAAGUUAAGUCAGAGAAAAUGCCGUCGUUGAUAAAUUAUUUCAUGUUUCUGUGCGGCCUGGUAGCAAAUGCGUCACGGACCGGUGGUUGGAGACUACUGCUUUACAAGAGACUUUGCAUUGUCAACAAAGCAACCUGAAAGGACGAUUUUGGCAGCCUGUGACAUUUGCGUCGCGUCCCGCCUCCAAGGUCUUGGAGGAGUGUCUGCUGCUGCUUGAAGUGUUUCACCGUAGAAAAGGAGAUGCUCUCAGCAUCAUCGAUGGCCCAGCCGACGGGGGAACUGACACUGUGGCUUUUGGAGUAGAGCUGUGAGAGACCCACCAGCCCUUCCACACGUCUCCCUCAGUCGUCCUGCAGGUGGCGACCGCGAUCAAAGAAGGCAGCCAUGCCCCCGCCUGCCGACGUGGUGAAAGUAGCCAUUGAGUGGCCUGGUGCCAAUGCUCAGCUUAUCGAGAUAGACCAGAAAAGACCGCUGGCUUCAAUCAUUCGAGAAGUGUGUGACGGGUGGUCUUUGUCAGGCGCAGAACAGUUUGCUCUGCGGUAUGCUGACGGUCCUCAGCUUUAUAUCACUGAACAGAGUCGUGGGGACAUUAAGAACGGCACCAUCCUUCGCUUAGCCAUUUCUCCUGCUCGUGCUGCUCGUCAGCUGCUGGAGCGAAUCCAGUCCCAUGGGAUUGACGCCCGGCUGGAGGCUCUCAAGGAGCUGGCCAAGCUGUCGGCAGACCCCACGUUUGCUGCGGAGUUCAUCAACAUGGAGGGCAUCGGAACUCUGGCCCGCUUGGUGGAGAGUGGCACACACUUUGGGGAGAUGCUGGCUUUCACCCUGACUGCCUUCCUGGAGCUGAUGGACCACAGCAUCGUGUCCUGGGAUCUUAUCUCGCUGUCCUUCAUCAAGCAGAUUGCAGGAUACGUGAACCAGCCCAUGGUGGACGUGUCCAUUCUACAGCGGUCUCUGGCCAUCCUGGAGAGCAUGGUUCUCAACAGCCACAGUCUCUACCACCGAGUGGCCCAGGAGAUCACCGUGGGACAACUCAUCGGGCACCUGCAAGUGUCAAACCAGGAGAUUCAGACCUACGCCAUCGCACUCAUCAAUGCUCUUUUCCUCAAGGCACCCGAGGACAGACGGCAGGAGGAGUACUACAACCCGCUGGAGCAGCACCUGACUGAAAUGGCGAGCACUUUGGCCCAGAAGCACCUGCGAUCCAUCAUACUUAACCAUAUCGUCAGAGGGAAUCGACCAAUCAAAGCAGAGAUGGCCCAUCAGCUGUAUGUGCUCCAGGUGUUGACCUUCAACCUUUUGGAGGAGCGGAUGAUGACCAAAAUGGACCCCAACGACCAGACUCAGAGAGACGUCAUUUUUGAGCUGCGGAGGAUUGCCUUUGAUGGAGAAAAUGACCCCACUGGUACAGAGAAAAGAAAGGCCUUGUACGCCAAGGAUUAUAAGAUGCUGGGUUUCACGAACCACUUGAACCCUGCAAUGGACUUCACUCAGACUCCUCCUGGGAUGUUGGCUCUGGACAACAUGCUGUACCUGGCCAAGGUCCACCAGGACACGUACAUCCGGAUCGUCCUGGAGAACAGCAGUCGCGAGGACAAGCACGAAUGUCCCUUCGGCCGCUGCGCUAUCGAGCUCACCCGGGUCCUUUGUGAGAUCCUCCAAGUUGGAGAACUGCCCAACGAAGGCUGCAACGACUACCAUCCCAUGUUCUUCACCCAUGACCGGGCGUGGGAGGAGUUCUUCUGUGUCUGCAUUCAGCUGCUGAAUAAGACCUGGAAGGAGAUGAGGGCCACUGCUGAGGACUUCAACAAGGUGAUGCAGGUGGCCCGGGAGCAGAUCACCAGAGCUCUGGCCAUGAAGCCCUCGUCUUUGGACCAACUGAAGAACAAGCUGCGCGGUCUCAGCUACUCUGAGAUACUUCGGCUCCGACAGUCGGAGAGAAUGAGCCAGGAUGACUUUCAGUCCCCGCCCAUCAUCGAGCUGCGCGAGAGAAUCCAGCCGGAGAUUCUGGAGCUCAUUAAGCAGCAACGACUCAAUCGGCUGUGUGAGGGCAGCUGUUUCCGGAAAGUGGGGAACCGCCGCAGGCAAGAGAAGUUUUGGUUCUGCAGACUCUCUUUGAACCACAAAGUGCUGCACUAUGGGGACCUGGACGAAUCACCUCAGGGUGAAGUGCCUUUGGAGAUGCUCAGCGACAAGAUCCCGGUCUGUGACAUCAAGUCUGUGGUGACCGGGAAGGACUGCCCUCAUAUGAAGGAGAAAAGUGCUCUGAAACAAAACAAGGAGGUGCUGGAGUUGGCCUUCUCCGUCCUUUAUGAUCCUGAUGAGACGCUCAACUUUGUUGCACCAAACAAGUAUGAGUACUGCGUCUGGACAGACGGCCUGUGUGCGCUGCUGGGCAGAGAGAUGGGCAGCGACUUGACCCGCAGCGACCUGGACACGCUCAUCAGCAUGGAGAUGAAGCUCCGCCUCCUGGACCUGGAGAACAUCACCAUCCCGGAGGCCCCGCCCCCUGUUCCCAAGGAGCCCAGCUCGUACAACUUCACGUACAAUUACAGCUGAGAUGUUUGAUUGUAAAGGUCAAGAAUGUGCGUGUGUGCUGCAUUCUUAAGUGCUUUACUUUCCGGGACUAUAGAGCGCACCAGUGUUUAAGCCACACCCACUAAACCUUCGAAUAAAUAAAUAUGUUUACGUAUAUUAACCGCACCAGACUUUAAGCCGCAGAUAUUUACCGGUACGAAAUAUUUUAUAAAUGUUUAUUUACAUACCUUAAUUGUUUCCAAACGGUGUCUGUAACACAGCAGUAAAAUGGUUGAUCAGACAAAGCAGAAGUCAUUGUCAUGAACCCACUAGCUACAGAAGCUAGCUCUCCAAUAAUCUAAACAGACUCAAUAACUCCACGGUGACGCUUUGUUGAAUUUACCGAGGAAUUUGUGAAACUGAAACAAUACAAAAAGUAAACGUGUUAGCAUAUCAGCUAUCUGCUUGAUUACAUUACGAUAGCACGUACUAUUAGCCAGAAAACACUCCUACAGACAUCACACAUGGGACGAUUUAGUAAGUAAGAAUUGCUUUAGUUAUAUUGUAAAACUUACAAACCUUGCUGGGAGCGAUGAAUUGAGAAUCCAUACGAGCAGAAAUGCCACGAACGGUUAUACUUUUGGUUCGAAGCACGAAACAGGAAGUCCAUUUUUAACGGCCGGCACCUGCAUCCAAAACAAAAACACCUCUUCAGCUUCCUUCUUUAAUGAAAACUAUUUGUCGAGUACAAAACAUUAUGGCCGUCAGCGAAGAAAAAACAGUAAAUUAGCCGCACUCUUUUAUAAGCCGCAGGAUUCAAAGCGUGGGGGAAAAAAAUGUAGCGACCUAUAGUCCGGAAAAUACGGUAGUUUCUUUUAAACUUGCUUUUUUUUGUGCUUACAAUGCUUUUUAUGACUCGUCCGCAUCAUCUGUGCCGAGUGCGCGUGUGGGCGUGUUCCACACUUUUAUCUCCACUUUCCACCUCAUUUUACUAUUAUUAUUAUUAUUUA